AUGGAGGAGCCAGGCGUGGAAGGAGCGGCCGGCACGAGACAUGAAUCCACCCCAUCCACAGCAACAACACCUCCUCCGCCGUCACCGCCGCGGCCAAUGACCCCCAAGGCUCCCUCCAGCUCGACGAUCGAGCCUUCCACCUCUGCCACGCCCGCGACACCCGCCAAUGCUGCCGUUGCCGCCGUCAAGCAAGGGGAGGAACGCACAAAGGACCACGACUCCAUGGUAACGGUGCGCCUUUCGGAACCACCGGCCCUCAAGGUCGACACCAACAUGUCGCCUGCUUCCACGAGGACCAUGACCCAGAGCGAGGCUCGGCGACGACACAGCAGAGAGGAGGUGGACACAGACGGGGAGCAAGAGGAGGAGAGCUUGUGUCAGGAGACCGGCUCGGAAGACAUGGGAGAGCGCAAUAUUACAACACAGAAUGGCCGGAGUCUACGAGACGAGCUGGGUCAGGAUACAGAUGAGGAUCCUGUAACGCCCAUGGAUGAGGGCGACGUCUCGCCCACCUCAGAUGCAGAGGAGGUUGACUGGGAGGGCCUGCAAAAGACGGAGGAUGCAGAGUCCAGGGAUCAAGACACGGAUAACGUAAGUGGUCUCUCUACAUGGAGGGGAGCCAUGGUACUGUCCACUGCUACGGGUUCACUGACAAACCAAUCCCGAAUCAAGACUGCGCUGCUGCUGGCCCGCCUCGAGCAGGAAAACGCCAAGCUGGCAACCAACCCCAAGAGCAUCAAGGUCCGGGAAGUCGAGCGGCUGCAGCAGCAGUCGCCGACCAAGCGCCCGAGGCCGCCGUCGAUGGCGCAGCUGAAGGAUAUGGUCCACGGCCCGACGCCCCCGGCCCUGCGGUACUCGAUGCUGCCGCCGCCGCCCAUGACGGACCUCGAGUUCUACGCCGCCCUGGUCAAGGACUACCAGCAGACGGCGGCGCGGCUGCCGACCCUGCUGUCCAACAAGAUCCGCAAGGGCGUGCCGCCGCCGCUGCGCGGGGUCGUCUGGCAGAGCAUGUCCGGGUCGCGCGACGCGGCGCUCGAGGAGCAGUUUGACAAGUUCUGCGGCGAGAGCAGCCCCUACGAGGGCAUCAUCGGCAAGGACCUCGGCCGGAGCUUCCCUGGCGUCGACAUGUUCCGCGACCCGGAGGGCGACGGCCAGCGCAUGCUCGGCCGCGUGCUCAAGUGCUACAGCCUGCACGAGCCCAAGAUCGGGUACUGCCAGGGCCUCGCGUUCCUCGUCGGCCCGCUGCUGAUGCACAUGCCUGACAAGCAGGCGUUUUGCGUCCUGGUCAAAUUGAUGGAAGACUACGAUCUUCGAAACUCGUACACGCCCGAGCUUUCGGGGUUGCACAUGCGCAUCUAUCAAUUCCGCGAGCUCCUGCGACAGCAUCUGCCCAUUCUGUCGUCCCAUUUGGACGAUUUGCAGGUGGAGCCUGCCUAUGUUUCACAAUGGUUUUUGUCCUUCUUCGCCGUAACAUGCCCCCUACCCAUGCUGUUUCGCAUCUACGAUGUCAUCUUUGCCGAAGGCGCCUCGGAGACGAUCAUGCGGGUGGCCCUCUCGCUCAUGCACAAGAACCAGGGACGCAUUCUGGCGUGCACCGAAAUGGAAGACGUCCUGCAGCUGCUGCUCUCGCGCGGCCUGUGGGACUGCUACCACUACAACGCCGACGAGUUUGUCCAGGACUUUGUCGGGCUCAGCAGCGUCGUGACCAGACCGCGACUUGCAGCGCUAGAGCAGGGGUACCGAGAGGCGCAGAUCGCUAACACCCCCAGCACCAAUGCGGCCCGCACGUCGGACGUUACCACAGCAGCCUCGCGAUUUCUGGGCCGGCUCUGGUCCUCGUCCACAAUUGGCAUUGGCGGCGCCGCCUCCACCAACUCCACCUCCACCACGACCAUACCCAAAUCAUCCACACCCUCAUCGAGCUCGACCCUGAGUCCCGGCCUCGUCGCGCCCCUUCGACCGUUGAGCAUGCUGCGACGAAGCGCAUCCAAGCAGAGCCUGGCGUCGACGCUCAAUUCCAUGGAGGCUAGCUCCUCCGCCGCCAGCAUCCUGAGCUCCGCAUCGACAGAGGCCACGACCGUCUCCCGCGACUCCUCGGCCUCGGACGACCCGUCGGCCAGGGGCUCCAAGCCCGCCGCGACGGCGGCGUCGACGGCGGUCAAUUCGGGCAGCAACAACAACAACAGUAGCAACAAGAAUUCAGACAGCAGAUACCUGCACAGCCAGAUUGAGGACCUGCUCACUGCGCUCAGCGACCUCCAGCGGCAGCACUCGCUUUUAGCCGACCAAUUGCAGCGCGAGAGGGAGGAGCGAGACGAAGACAAGAAGGCGGUCCGGUCGCUGCUCGACGGACUGAGGAAGAAGGCCGGCACGGACGCCGUCCAGGCGAUAGCGGGCGGCAGCAGCGAAGAGACGAUUCAAGGUGUCGGCGAGAACAAUGAAGAAACCCCAGAGCAAACGAGGCCCAGUGCACCUUCCACAACGACACCUCCUCCAUCCCAACCUCCCGCAGAAGACAUAUCCGAGCUCCUAGACACGGUAGAAGGACGGUUCGGCACGCAAGCCGAGGACGAUAGACGAUCAUCGAUACCCCAGACCAAAUCACAAUUGCGAGACGAGCUCGCACGGGCCAAGGAGCAGCUGGCCAACGAACUAGCCAAGGGCCAAGAGUGCAACAGGAGGAUAUACGACAUUGAGCAGGAGAUGACGACGCUGAAGGACCAGCUCCGGGACAGCCACACGCACGUCCGGAGCCUGCACCAGGACAAGCAGCGCCUGGAGAAGCAGAUCCACGGGAUGCGGACCCGGGCCUCGGCGGACCCCGGGGCGCCCGGAGGAGGCGGCAGCUCCGCCGAAGGCUCCUAUUCGUCAGACUGGCUGCCCAAGUCAAAUAGUGCCGGCGGCGGCGGCGGCCUGCGCGAGUUCAAGCUGGCGCGCAGCAGGUCGACGCCGUCGCAGGUGUCGAGCGGCCUGUCGCCGUUUGGCAAGCGGUCGUCGUCGAUGAUGACGGUGCGGAACAACAACAACAACAACAACAACAACAACAACAACAAGGACGAGGGCCCGCUGCCCGAGAACGAGGCGCUGCUCCUGGAGCUGGUGCAGGCCAAGACGGCCGAGGCCGUGGCGCGGCAGGAGGCCGACGAGGCGAGGCAGAAGCUUGAGUCGCUGCGCAAAGCGUUCGGCUUGGCCCCUGGGGACACGCCCACGACGGCGACGCACGCGAGCGGGAUAGCUGGGUCGGCGGCAAGCGCGGCGAGCGCGGCGAUGGGCAUGUUUGGCCGGUUCACUGCGUCUGCUGCUGUGGUGUCGUCGUCGGCGCCGGCGGAUGGCGGCGUCAGGGCGACGUCGAGGGACCCUUCGCCUGCGCCGUCGCAGAAGUCGCUGCAGACGGCGGCUACGGCGCCCGUUGCGUCGAGCGGCGCUGGGACGAUGAGCUCCGGCGGUGUGGGGAGCUUCUUUGGGUGGCGGAGGGCGUGA
Messenger RNA from Thyridium curvatum, 3480 nucleotides. RefSeq lists its product as uncharacterized. The record is from RefSeq and is a predicted model, not a curated record. The transcript has 2 exons. Lineage: Eukaryota; Fungi; Ascomycota; Sordariomycetes; Thyridiales; Thyridiaceae. Bases 1 to 3480 code for a protein of 1159 amino acids.